AUGGCUCCCCCAACCGCCACCGAGACCGUCGGCAACACCGUCAGCAUCCAAGCUCCCCAGUCAUCCCAAGCAGAGGGUGCCGAGAAAGCCAAGAUCAAGAUGCAAAUGCCCAAAAUGCCCGUAUUCGAGGAUAAACUGAAAGAACGGGAAUACCUCAAAGGUCGUCUAGCAGCUGCAUUCCGAAUCUUUGGCGACAAGGGGUACGACGAGGGCGUCGCCGGACAUAUCACCGUGCGCGAUCCGGUUGAUCCGAGCACGUUCUGGGUGAAUCCGUUCGGCACGGCGUUCAAGCUGAUGAAGGCCUCGGAUUUGAUCCAGGUCGACCACGACGGCAAGGUGAUUGCAGGCGGCCCAAACAGGAUGCUGAACGCCGCUGCGUUUAUGAUUCAUUCUGCUAUCCACGCCGCUCGACCGGAUGUCAACUGCGCUGCUCACAGUCAUAGUCUCCACGGUCGAGCGUUUUGCUCGCUGGGCCGCCCGCUCGAUAUCAUCUCGCAGGAUGCCUGUGCUUUCCACAAUGACUUGGCGCUGUAUUCAUCAUUCAAGGGUGUCGUGCUGGCAGAGGAAGAAGGUCAGAAUAUCGCCCGGGCUCUGGGUAACAAGAAGGCGGCGCUCCUGCAGAACCACGGUCUUCUGACCGUCGGCAAUACCAUUGAAGAGACCGUGUUUUGGUUUGUCAGUCUUGAAAAAUGCUGCUAUGCCCAGCUCCUCGCGGACGCAGCCGCCGCUGGACGAGGUGAAAAGACGGUCAAGAUUGAAGAAGCCGAUGCUGCAUUCACUUACAAGACUGUGGGAACCCCCAUGGCCGGCUGGUUCAGUGCGAAGCCGUUGUUUGAUGUGAUCCAUGCAGAGACCAAGGGUGAAUACUUGGAAUGA
Messenger RNA from Penicillium bovifimosum, 876 nucleotides. RefSeq lists its product as uncharacterized. The coding region runs from base 1 to 876 and encodes 291 amino acids. Gene Ontology annotation, molecular function: actin filament binding. Gene Ontology annotation, cellular component: cytoskeleton. NCBI's taxonomy places the organism in Eukaryota, Fungi, Ascomycota, Eurotiomycetes, Eurotiales, Aspergillaceae. The record is from RefSeq and is a predicted model, not a curated record. The transcript has 3 exons.